AUGGCCGUCGCCGCGCCCUCGCCGACAAGCGGCAGCACAUCGCCGACGGGCGGCGGCACCUACUGGCGCGUCUUCGUCGCCUGCGCCUGCGUCAAAAUUCUUUUUUGGCCGAGCUACCACAGCACGGACUUCGAGGUGCACCGCAACUGGCUGGCGGUGACGGCGAGCACGCCGAUGGCCUACUGGUACGCGGACCAGCCGAAGCAGUCGCCGUGGACGUUGGACUACCCGCCGCUCUUCGGCGUCUUCGAGCGGUUCCUGAGCUACUUCGCGAAGCUGGCGGACCCGAUGAUCGUCGAGCCGCAGAACUUGGACUACGCGGCGUGGAGCUGCGUCGCGUUCCAGCGGUUCACGGUCGUCGCCGCGGAGCUCGCGUGCCUCGGCGGCGGCGUCGCCGUCGCGUCGGGCGGCGCGCCGGAGUUCGCCGUGCUCUUCGCGGGGCCGGGCCUCGCGUCGCUCUUCGUCGUGGACCACGUGCACUUCCAGUACAACGGCGUGUUCCUCGGAGUGCUCGCGUGCUGCGCCGGCUUCCUCGUAAAAGGCCAGCACGUCCGGGCCGCCGGCCGCCUCUUCCCCUUCGGGGACCGGGGCCUCGUCCACAGCUACUGGGCGCCCAACGCCUGGGCGCUCUACGCCUUUCUC
Aureococcus anophagefferens is the source of this 642-nucleotide messenger RNA. RefSeq lists its product as hypothetical. Gene Ontology annotation, cellular component: endoplasmic reticulum membrane. Gene Ontology annotation, biological process: protein N-linked glycosylation. Gene Ontology annotation, molecular function: dolichyl pyrophosphate Glc1Man9GlcNAc2 alpha-1,3-glucosyltransferase activity. Lineage: Eukaryota; Pelagophyceae; Pelagomonadales; Pelagomonadaceae. The record is from RefSeq and is a predicted model, not a curated record. The transcript is spliced from 2 exons. The annotation marks the transcript as partial.